GGGGGGGCUCAGUCCCCCUUGCUCAGAUUCGUGUUUAGUUGGACAAAUUCUGUGUUGGCAACCUUCAUUAUGCUAUGUAUUCCUCGUGAAUGAGCAACUUCUUGCCAGUAUUUUUAUACAAUUAAAAAGUUUGGAUGAUUUCAUACACACAACAGAGAUUCUUCCUAACAUUUUAGGAUGGUACCCCUGGCCGGAAAGGGCCCCGCGCUUAAGAUAAAAAGGAAAAUUUGUCAAGAACAAGGGUUUCGCAGAACUUUUUGGCCCAGGGCCCCGUAGUUCCUAAAACCGCCGCUGAACGAUAUGCAUGAAAUUUCUGGAAAGUUUAUCAGGUUUACUGCCAAUGAGAAAUACAUCAGGGAUAUUCAUGCCUAUUUUGCCCCUCACUUUGAUCCAGUAGCUGUUACUACUCAAUAUGAUGACGUCAUGUCAAGUAAAGCAAAAUACAUCAGAUGCAUGUCAAGGGCCUGCUCAACCAUUAAUGCACACCAGAGGAAAAAUCAUAUUGUGAGCGAGCAGUCUCGGGAUAUGAUUAUUUGACGAAGCAGCCCCAAAAAAAGAGCAAAUAAAAUGUUAUCUGUAAACAUUCCUGUCUUAACCUAACCUUGUAUGAUAAGAUUGCUUAUGAUAAGCAAAAAGAGCUUUUGAAGAGAAAACGGCAUAAGGAGAAGGGUACACUCUUUUUUACUGUAUGGUGCGCAAACUCAGUGAGGGGGACCGGGACUACCUUCUACUUUUUUAUCUGGGGUUACAGGUCAGAAAUGUUUUUGCAGGAUCCCAAACAUAAAGUCACUGUUUUUCAAAACCCAAUAUGUUGAAUUUAUUCAUUUCAAGAAACUGAAACUUUUGUAGUGAUAAAGAGUGGUUCUAAACUUUCGCAACUUUCCUUUCCCAAAUAUUUCUCAUUCUACUCUGUAUGAUAGGACUGGAACCUAAUACGAUAAUUUAUGCUAAUUAUGUUUAUGAUCUUUUCUCCUUGUGCCGCUGUCUCACAAAUCAAAAUUCCUCUACACUCCUCGAAGGCAGGAGGAUACUGGCGAUAUUUUUCAUAGAAAUAAGUGAUCAGUCAAACCAAUAGUUACAUCAGUCAAAUCGACCGUGGCCGCUUUCAGAAAACAAAUAUGAAGAGAAGAGCAAGUGAACGUGACAUUUCUACGGAGCUUGGAGGUGUGCGACCAUUGCAAAUGAUCGCACAAAGAAACAUCAACUCAAGUCACGCGGUUCAAAACGACGGCCACAAUGAAACAAAGAAAUAUAAACCAUUCGAUUGCCCUUAUUAUGGAAAUGUGAAAGAAACUUUGAGCAAGGUAUUUGGCUUGGAGAAAUUUCGGACGAACCAAGAACAAUCCAUUCUGGCAGCACUAGCAAGCAAAGAUUGUUUCAUACUCAUGCCAACAGGAGGAGGGAAAAGCCUUUGCUAUCAGCUGACGGCGCUCAUUACGCCUGGUGUUACGAUUGUCGUUUCGCCGUUGCGUUCCCUGAUAUUGGAUCAAGUUCAGAAACUACUUUCUUUAAAGAUUUCUGCUGCCCAUCUGUCAAGCGACCAAACGGCUGCGAUGAAAUCACAAAUUUACGUCGACCUUCGUCGUUUAUCGCCUGAAAUCAAGCUACUUUAUGUCACACCUGAAAAGCUGGGCAGCAGUGAAAAAUUGGCAUCCGCUUUGCAAAGCUUGAAUCAAAAGAAACUGCUUGAUAGAUUUGUCAUAGACGAAGCCCAUUGCAUCAGCCAAUGGGGACACGACUUUAGAAAGGACUACAAAAAGCUGCAUCUGUUACGUGAUCAUUACCCUAAUGUCCCAGUCAUGGCAUUAACCGCAACGGCAACGCCUCGUGUGCAAAAGGAUGUUUUGAAUCAACUGCGUUUGCGCAACCCGGAAAUUUUUAGCCAAAGUCUCAAUCGUCCAAACUUGCAAUACUCUGUGAGGCCGAAGUCGAAAAAAACUCUUGAAGAAAUCGUGAAAAUGAUUAAAAGUCAGUAUUUGAACAACUCUGGCAUUAUUUACUGCUUGUCAAGACUGGAUUGCGAUGCUUUGGCCCAGGAUCUGCAAGAAAACCAAAUCUGUGCACAAUCAUAUCACGCAGGACUCUCCAAUGAGGCAAGAAGUUGUGUUCAGGAAGACUGGCUGCAAGAUAGAUGUAAGGUUGUCUGCGCCACGAUUGCAUUUGGAAUGGGCAUUGACAAACCAGAUGUCAGAUUUGUCGUUCACCAUUCGAUGCCAAAAUCAUUAGAAGGUUAUUUCCAAGAAUCUGGACGAGCUGGUCGUGAUGGGAGAAAGGCUGUCUGUGUUCUCUAUUACGCAUAUAAAGACAUGCACAGGAUUCGCAGGAUGAUUGAGGGUGAAUGCGAGUCAACAUUCGAAACUCGCAAAGUCCACAUGGACAAUUUAUUCAGAGUCGUUCAGUACUGCGAAAACAUCACCGACUGCAGACGAGCACAGCUACUUCACUACUUCGGCGAGACGACUUUCGACGCAUCCGACUGUGCAAAAAAUGGGGAUACCAUAUGCGACAGUUGUGUUGACCGAAACGCAUGCUUUAUGCGAGACUGUACGGAAGCGUCGAAACGGAUUGUCACCUACGUCAAAAAUAUUGUCCAUGGAAGCAGCUGGGAUAAUAGGCCGCCUCUUCGAAGGCGAUGGAAUCGUGUUACAAUGAAUCAAUCCAUUGACGUUUUUAUGGGAAAGAAAAAGAGCAAGUUUGAAGAUUGCUGUCCCCUUUUUAACGCUGGUAAUUCACAGGGGCGGGUAUUCAACCGGAACGAGGCGUGGCGGCUUUUCAUAUACCUUUUGCUGCAGAAGGUUCUUCAAGAAGAACUUGUCAUAGGGAAACACGGUAAUGUUAUCGGUUAUCUGAAACUUGGCACAAAAGCAACCGAUGUCAUAGAAGGCAGAAUGCAGGUCACCCUUCCAAUGAAAAUACAACAUAAAUUUAAUUCUGGUAAAUCAAAGAAGAGAAAAAUAGCCUUUAGUGCAACAAAAGCAUCGCCAGCACUACGUCAAAAAUCCCUCAUCGGUCAAAAGUUGGACGACGCACGAAAAAAAACGGCACGGCCAAAUCUUGUCACCAAUCCAGAUAAUAUAUCAACCCUUUUGAGACCAGGACAACCGUCAGAGAAAAUGUCCACUUACCGAAAGGAGAUGCUCAGGUUUAGACUUGCCCACAAGAAAACCAAGAAAAUUCCCUGCCUGUCUUCUCCUUUGGAAAGUGAGGUAAAUAUACUUGGUAUAUACACAAUUCAUAGAAAUGCCUCCAAUGUUAUUUUGUAUUACUUUAGCUCUUAUUAUAAAAAUGUAGAACAAAAUGGUUUUUUAUUCUGAAUUUUCUUGAAAUACAAACAUUUUGAGCAGCAAUUCUAGAUGUUUUUUAACUUUAAGGUUUCUUUUUAAGUAUUUUGAUCUAAAUGUCCAUCUUCUACUUUAUUUAACCCCUUCCGAUAAUAAUAAGAAUGAUAACAUACAUAGCAUGAAUUUAACGUUUUCUAGCAUUGUGUAUGACGUGAAUUGACCAAUAAAUUAAUAUAUACUGUAAAAAUUUAACAAGAAAUUAAUGUACACGCAUAUGCUGGUAUGAACAUAUAAUGAAAAUGAAUGGCAUGUAAGUAAGAAAGUGAGCCAGUUAGAAAGUAAGCAAGCAAGCAAGCAAGUAAGCAAGUAAGCAGGUAAGCAAAUACGCAAGUAAGUAAGUAAGUAAGUAAGUAAGUAAGUAAGUAAGUUAGUAAGUAAGUAAGUAAGUAAGUAAGUAAGUAAGUAAGUAAGUAAGUAAGUAAGUAAGUAAGUAAGUAAGUAAGUAAGUAAGUAAGUAAGUAAGUAAGCGGGUAAGGAAUCAAGCAAGCAAGUAAGCAGGUAAGGAAGCAAGCAAGCAAGUAAGUAAGUAAGCAGGUAAGGAAGCAAGCAGGUAAGCAAGUAAGCAGGUAAGCAAAUACGCAAGUAAGUAAGUAAGCAGGUAAGGAAGCAAGCAAGCAAGCAAACAAACCAUCACGCAAGCAAGCAAACAAACCAUCGCGCAAGCAAGCAAACAAGUUGGCAAAAUAAGAGCAAGCAAGCAAGCAAAUGGCAAGCAAGAUUAUUCGUUAAUGAAGAUAAAUCAGAGGUGUGGCAGCUAAUAGCCGAUGUGGACCUGUGGCUUGUGCCCUCAAAAUGAUAGUUAGAACGAGGCUACUCGUCGGUUAAAGGCUAUUAGUGAUCCCGACGGGACUCGAACCCAGGGCAUUCAGAUCAUGCACCGAAUGCCUUGUCAGCACCACUCCUCUCCACAACCUUGUCAGCACCACUCCUCUUCAUUUGAAUACCACAACUAGAUCAUGGGAUAGGGCACCACGCACCAGUCUUAAAGUGGGGGAGGGGCCAAAGCCCCUGCACAGUGUCUGCAUGGAACGUUACAGGGAUCUUAUCGAUACAGCUUCCAUGCCUGAUGUAUUUGCGUAACUUUUAAAGGCGACAUUGCAAGAAAAUCAGGCACAGGGAAACAAACUGUUGUCGAUUUUUUGGACUUUCAAAUAGCUCUUGGCAAAGUAUCUCAUUCUAAGCUCUUAAAAAAGAGUUGCUUCGCAGCAUUUGUAAGACCAAUAUUGAAUAUCCUUCCUUAGUUAGGUAAAACAAUGAUAAAGUAGAGAUGGCAUAACAGGGCUGCCAGAUUUAUUGCUCUACAGCUUCUAAGCAAGCCCAGCAACAAUAAUCAAAAUAUUGACAGUGAAAGGAAAAGCAAAAGCAGUGAUGAUGUAUAAAAUUCAGAACAACAUGAUAGCAACACCGCAACAAUAGUAUUCUUAAAUAACUCAACAAUAUUUUUGUCUUUUAUGAAGCAGUCAAGCAAUUUUGAGGUUUAUUUUAUCCGCAAAAUAAAAAAUCAUCCCACUUUCCAGCCUGCCAGCUGAGAGAAGAGUUCCCUUAUUAUUUUUCUCCUAUAGAACUCUUAGUAUUUUUCGUCUUGCAAUUGCGUGGCAAACGAGACAGCCCGGUUAAGUUGAGAGGUACUUGGGUAGGAUACGCUUUUUUCAUAUAAAGGCUGGGAGGUAGGAUGAAGCUGGAAGGUGGGGUGGUAUUUUCAUAAUAUACGCGAUCAAGCUUCGUCCCCUGAUCAAGUUUCUUCAAGGUAGGAUGUUUUUUAAUAUGCAGCUGGAAGGUGGGGUAGGAUCUUGAUGUAAACAAUCUAUGAUUUCCUCUUCAUACCAGUUUAUAGGUUGGAAGGUAGGAUAAAUUUGCUUAGGUAAAGAGACACUGAUUUCUUCCUCCCCAUGUUAUUGAAUGUAAGUGAAUGUCAUUCACUGCAACAACUCAAAUAAGCUUUUAUUUUAUCUUGCUUUUACUGGCUGAUUAGUAUCUUCUAACAGCCCCCAUUUUAUUUUUAGGAGUUUUAAACUUAUCUGUGGCGUAGAUAGAGGGGGGUCAGAGGGGUUUUUGAAAAGACUAAAUUUGCAUUUUGUCGAAAAAUUUAUGAUCUUGUCGGAAAUAUAACAUGGUUGUCAUUCAUAGAUUAUUUACAUGAGAAGAAGGGUUUUAAAGGUGAACAUGAGAAUUUCUGUCUUUGCUCUAAAUCAGAUUGGCAAUCGCUUUCAAUUAUAGGUAUGGUACUAAAAAAUGCCUUUUUAGAGGAGAAGACCUGAAAAUCUUCCAGAAAAAACCAUACUUUGAAAAAAGAUAAGAUUAAAGUUUAAAGACAACAGGAUUUUUGAAGAAAAAGAAAAAGAAGAGUUUAUCUCCUGUUCUAUUUCCGUACAAAUGUCAUUAUUUAAAUGUACGAAAAAAUAUGCUCCAAUGUACGAAAAAAAUAAAAUGCUCCUUAGAUUUUUGCUGGAAAAUUUAAAUUAUUCGCCCUUCUAUUAACUUUCCUACCCACGCCAGUGAAACUUAUAUCAUAUAUUAAAAUAUUGAAGGAUUGAGAGAAGUAGGAAUAGAUUUAGUAACUUUUUGAAUUUAACGUCAAUAAACUUGAUAGACGUUUUAAGAUUACCACUUUAGGGAAAGUAAUCAGUGCAGUAUUCGAUAGAUUGGUUGCU
Rhopilema esculentum is the source of this 5992-nucleotide messenger RNA. Its product is annotated as recQ-like DNA helicase BLM. Gene Ontology annotation, biological process: double-strand break repair via homologous recombination; DNA replication. The record is from RefSeq and is a predicted model, not a curated record. Gene Ontology annotation, cellular component: nucleus; chromosome; cytoplasm. Lineage: Eukaryota; Metazoa; Cnidaria; Scyphozoa; Rhizostomeae; Rhizostomatidae. Gene Ontology annotation, molecular function: 3'-5' DNA helicase activity; four-way junction helicase activity; nucleic acid binding.